GGCUCGGCAAGCGGCAUGAGCGGGACGGCGGAGGUUAAAGUGAAAAUACCUUUUGGAAACAAAUACCUUGAUGCUAUCUUCUCUGUCCCAGAGAAGAAAUCAACACAUGGAGUGAUUCUUACCCAUGGAGCUGGAGGAGAUAUGAAUUUCCCUCACUUAGUGUCUUUGGCAGCCUAUCUUGCAUCCCAUGGAGUUCUGUGCCUGCGGUUUACUUGUAAAGGCCUUAAUGUUACUUAUAGGAGUAAGGCCUUCAAAACAGUUGUGGAAUACUUAAAGCUUUCUGAUGAUUAUAAACUUUCGGGUGUCUUCCUUGCAGGCCGUUCCAUGGGCUCACGAGCUGCUGCCUCUCUGAUACGUCAGCUUAGCCAGGAUGACGACGACAAUGACUUCGUUCAAGGUCUAGUAUGUUUGUCUUACCCAUUGCAUCGACCGAAACUCCAGUCCAAGCUCCGGGAUGAAGAUUUGUUAUUCAUCAGGUGUCCAGUGCUGUUUGUCUCGGGAUCAGCAGAUGAGAUGUGUGAAAAACAAUUGCUAGAAGGUGUGGCAAGCAGAAUGAAAGCCCCUAAAAAAAUCCAUUGGAUUGAUAAAGCAAACCAUGGGAUGGCAGUCAAAGGACGAACAGCAGACGAUGUCAUGGAAGAAAUAAAUGCUCAAGUUUUUUCUUGGCUUAGAGAGAAUAUUGAACUGGAGCACAAAUGAUUUGCUGUGUUUAAGCAGUGUCUUCAUUUAGCUUUUCCUAAAUGUGGCAAAUCAGAGUUUGUUAUUUCCAAAAGGCAUAUUUUUUAAAACGUGUAUUUUCAGAGGUCUAAGUGGAAGUGCAAAUAACACUUCUUUUUUGUAUGAAUAAAAAAAAAAUAUGCAAAACAAUAAAGAACUUUUUAAAGGAA
Messenger RNA from Tyto alba (common barn owl), 887 nucleotides. RefSeq names its product testis expressed 30 (gene TEX30). Bases 16 to 699 code for a protein of 227 amino acids. The record is from RefSeq and is a predicted model, not a curated record. NCBI's taxonomy places the organism in Eukaryota, Metazoa, Chordata, Aves, Strigiformes, Tytonidae. The transcript has 5 exons.